Messenger RNA from Aspergillus versicolor CBS 583.65, 1930 nucleotides. RefSeq lists its product as uncharacterized. Gene Ontology annotation, cellular component: cytoplasm. The record is from RefSeq and is a predicted model, not a curated record. The transcript has a single exon. Gene Ontology annotation, molecular function: calcium ion binding; calcium-dependent phospholipid binding. The coding region runs from base 54 to 1646 and encodes 530 amino acids. NCBI's taxonomy places the organism in Eukaryota, Fungi, Ascomycota, Eurotiomycetes, Eurotiales, Aspergillaceae.
UGCUAGUGGUGAUGAUCUGACGGUAAUACAACUCAGCCACAUUUCCUUAGCCGAUGCCCCUCUCUCUGUCGCUUUUCUUCUUUCUUUUUCUUUUCCCCUUCUCUUCAUUUCCGUUCUCUUAUUAUCCCAUCAUGUCUUAUCCGCCGCCGAAUAACUACGGCCAGUACUCGCAGGGCCCUCCCCCUCAGGGCUACCCCGCCGCGUAUCCCCCCGCCUCCUAUCCAGCUCAUCCCCAACAGCAUCCAGCUCCAUACGGCGCUCCCCCACCAGGAGGAAGUCCUGCUCCCCCAGCCGGCGCCGGAUAUCCUCCCCAUUCAGCUGCGCACCAGCAACCCCCAUACCAGGGCGCUCCAUACCAGCAAUAUCCCGCGCACCCGCAGCAGUUCCAGCAGCCGCCCGCUGGCUACGGCCAACCCCCCUGGGGUUCAGCCCCUCCCCCAGCUCAAUACGGCACUCCCCCUCCUCCCCACGGCGCACCCGGAUCGCACUCCCCAUACCCUCCUCAGGCUGGCGGCCAGUACCCCCCUCCCGGCCAAUACCCGCCCCAGGGCCACUUCCCGCCUGGCGGUCCACCACCAGGUGCAUACGGUGCCCCUCCCCCCGGCCCUCCAGGCCCUCCCGGUCCAUAUGGCGCAGCACCAGGCGGAUAUCCCCCUCCUGCAGCCCCAGUCCCCGCGCCCCCAUCGCUAGGCUACGACCCCGACCAGCGCGCAUCCGGCGACGCCUCGAAAGAAGCCGACGCCCUCCGCAAAGCCAUGAAGGGGUGGGGUACGGACGAAGCCGCGCUGAUCUCCGUGCUGGCGAAGCCCGACCCGCUGCAGAUGAAGCUGAUCCGGAAUACAUACACGGAGCGGCACGGGCGCAGUCUGGAGAAGGACCUGAAGAGCGAGCUUUCCGGGGACUUUGAGAUUGCCAUGCUCUCGCUUGCGUCGGGUCCCCUGGGGCAGGAUAUUAUGUAUCUCCGGGAUGCGAUGAGUGGGAUUGGAACGGAUGAGACGGCGAUUAAUGAUGUGCUGAUUGGUCGUUCGAAUGCGGACCUGCGUGCGAUUAAGUACCAGUAUGUGCAUAAGUAUAAUAAGGCGCUGGUGGAGGAUAUCAAGAGUGAUUUGUCCGGGAAGACGGAGAAGUUCUUCCUGAUGCUGUUGAAUGCGGUGCGGCCGGAGCGCGGGACGUACUUUGACCAGGCGGCCGUGGAGAAGGAUGUCCAUGAGCUGCAUCUCGCGACGAAUGCGAAGACGGGCACUGAUGAGAUUGGCGUUGCGGCGGUGUUUCUGGCUGCGUCGGACCAGAAGCUUGUGGCGGUUGCGCAGGCUUUCGAGGCCAAGUACCACAUCUCGCUGGAGAAGACGAUCAAGAGUGAGUUUAGCGGGCACCUGGAAAAGGCGCUGCUGGCGCUCCUGGCGAGGGCAAAGGAUCCGCUCAAGUUCGAUGUCGAGACGAUGCUGGCGAUUGUGCCUGUUGGUGGGGGAAAUCCGGACAUCAAGAGGUUGAUAUACUGGGCUGUGAGGCUGCACUGGAACCCCCCGUACCUGAAGCAGGUCAAGGAGGCUCUCAUGCAGCGCACAGGCAGCGACUUUAGCCGGAGGAUCAGGGCGGCGAUUCCCCCUGGCGAUUUGCAGAAUGUGAUUAUGAAGGUGUGGUCUUGAUCUUAACGACUUCAGUGAUGUUACCGGGAUAUCAGAGGGAGUAUGUAGUAUGUAAUGAUUCAUCAAUGCGUCUAAUCUCGUUAUUUCAUACAGUCUUGAAGAAGUAAAAAGUAGUCGUAUCUGAAGAUAAAAAACCAGAAGAACCCAACACCCGCAAUGCUGAUGCUCAUUUAUAUCGUCAUCAUCAAUCCCAGUAACCAUAAAUUCAUAUCGUAUCACGUCGCAACAGGCACCGCCGCAGCAGUCGUAACUUUGAUCCCCAGUCUCUGCGCAUACUGCCUCCC